Molecule: messenger RNA, 763 nt
Organism: Limanda limanda (common dab)
Lineage: Eukaryota; Metazoa; Chordata; Actinopteri; Pleuronectiformes; Pleuronectidae
Product: guanine nucleotide-binding protein G(I)/G(S)/G(O) subunit gamma-13-like
Exons: 3
Coding region: 176-379 (67 amino acids)
Biological process (GO): phospholipase C-activating G protein-coupled receptor signaling pathway; sensory perception of taste
Cellular component (GO): heterotrimeric G-protein complex
Molecular function (GO): G-protein beta-subunit binding
Source: RefSeq, a predicted model, not a curated record
CUCCUCCUCCUCCUCUUCUUCCUCCUCCUCUACUUAACCGAAGCUGGGACUCAUCCACCGGGAGAAACUGCAGCGCUUCACCCUCUCUUCGAGCCCGGUCUACGCCCUCCUUCCUCCGGCCGAGCACGGAACCGAUCGGCGGUCCUCCCCCCGGUAGGCCUGACGUAAUAUCAUCAUGGAGGAGUUUGACGUCCCACAGAUGAGGAGAGAAGUGGAAAGCCUUCAGUAUCAGCUGGCGAUCAACAGAGAGAAAUCCUCCAUCACUGUUACCGAGCUGGUGAAGUGGAUCGAGGGUUGUGUCUGUGAAGAUCCGUUCCUCAACCCGGAGCUGAUGAGAGCCAACCCCUGGGUGGAGAAGGGCAAGUGUGUGAUCCUCUAAUGGUCACACACGCCAAACACACAAAAUCACGGAUGCAUAUAAACUUAAGAAUCACGCACUCCCACAAAGUCAUGCUGCACUAACUCACUCUCACACUCACUUACUCGCACACAUGCGCACACACACAAAUACACACACAUACGCACACACACACAUUAUUGCUAUUAUCUUGUUUAUUUAUUUGGAGACUCCUGAAUGCUGUUAAUUUAUGUUUAGAAUACUGUGUGUGUGUGUGUGUGUGAGUGUGUGCAUGUGCGUGUGUGUGUUCAGCACUGAGUAGCUCUACGGAGGUUUGUUUUGACGGACUGCUGAGAAAUGUUCAACACCACGUUUUUAUUGGCUCUUUACACUGUCAAUCAAAAAUAAAGACUGUUUUGAAUUUAA